Molecule: messenger RNA, 2965 nt
Organism: Vombatus ursinus (common wombat)
Lineage: Eukaryota; Metazoa; Chordata; Mammalia; Diprotodontia; Vombatidae
Gene: C6
Product: complement C6
Exons: 18
Coding region: 125-2926 (933 amino acids)
Biological process (GO): immune response
Cellular component (GO): membrane attack complex
Molecular function (GO): protein binding
Source: RefSeq, a predicted model, not a curated record
CUCUAACCUUUUUGUGAAUGAGGAUACGUAGCUGCCUGUAGCUGCCACUUUGGACAUCUCUGUGAAAUAAGGAAAGACUUUUUUUAAACCAGAGAAAAUAUCAGGAGGUGAAUGUUCCUGGAGUAUGGACCAGAACAUCUUAUUGUACUCUACCCUGCUGAGUGUCCUGAUUGGUGGGAGCCAGGCCUGUUACUGUGACCACUACGCAUGGACUCCAUGGUCCAGCUGUUCAAGUUCUUGCAAUUAUGGAACCCAAAGGAGAGAGAGACAAAUAGUACAAGAUAAAUAUUACAAAGAAAACUACUGUGAUAGGCUGUGUUCAAAGCAGGAAUCCAGGGCCUGCAACGAGCAAAUGUGUCCCAUCAACUGCCUGCUGAGUGACUUUGGACCAUGGUCUGAAUGUGACCCUUGUGUUAAAAAACAGUUUCGAGUGAGAUCCCUCUUGCGUCCCUCACAGUUUGGGGGGCAGCCAUGUACGGAGCAGCUGGUGGAAUCCCAAAGAUGUUAUCCAACAAAAUUGUGCAACAUAGAAGACAUUGAUUGCAAGAACAAAUUCAAGUGCGACAGUGGUCGAUGUAUUGCCAAAAACUUGUUAUGCAAUGGAGAAAAUGACUGCAGAGAUAACUCAGAUGAAAAGGAUUGUGACAGACAGAAAAGAGUGUGUAAUAGAGUGUACCAUCCUAUCCCAAGUGUGCAGUUAAUGGGAAAUGGGUUUCACUUUCUGGCGGGAGAACCCAGAGGAGAAGUCCUUGAUAAUGCUUUCACUGGAGGAAAAUGUACGACCGUCAAAAGCAGCAGAACCAGUAACCCUUACCGUGUCCCAGCCAAUAUAGAAAGCGUCAACUUUGAGGUGAACAAUGAAGAAGAUGAUUUGAAAACUGAUUUCUACAAUAAUUUGAUUCCUCUGGGAAAUUCUUAUGAUCACAGUGGUUUAGCUUCUUUCCAAGGGCAAAGUCGUUCAGGGAUUCCGUUGUUAUGGUCAACAAAAAGAAAUGAAAGAAUUACUCAACAAUCCUCCUUCAGACAAGCUAUUCAAGCUUCCCACAAAAAGGAUUCCAGUUUUAUUAGGAUUCAUAAAGUAAUUUCUGUCCUCAACUUUACAAUGAAACCCACAGAUUUGCAACUCUCGGAUGUCUUUUUGAAGGCACUUAACCAUCUGCCUCUCCAGUAUAAUUAUGCCUUAUACAGUCGUUUAUUUGAUGACUUUGGGACUCAUUAUUUCACUUCUGGUUCCAUGGGAGGUACCUAUGACCUCCUCUAUCAAUACAGCCGGGAAGAACUGAAGAACUCAGGCUUAACAGAGGAAGAAUCCCAACACUGUGUCCGCAUUGAGACUGUUAAGCGAAGGCUGUUCUUCAAGAAAAAGAAAGUAGAGAACAGGUGCACCACAAACAAGAUGUUAGAACGCUAUGAAGGCUCAUUUUUGCAAGGAGCUGAAAAAUCCCUAUCUCUGGUCCGAGGAGGAAGGAGUGAAUACGCUGCAGCUUUGGCAUGGGAGAAAAAAGGAGCCUCUCCAGAAGAGACUGUAUUUACUGAAUGGCUGCAGUCUGUGAAGGAAAACCCUGCUGUCAUUGACUUUGAGUUGGCAUCUAUCUUGGACUUGGUGAAAAACAUUCCCUGUGCGGUCACAAAACGGAAAAAUCUCAAGAAAGCUCUCCGAGAAUAUGCUGAAAAAUUUGAUCCUUGCAAAUGUGCCCCAUGUCCUAACAAUGGCCGACCCACACUCUUAGGAACCGAGUGCCUCUGUGUGUGUCAGAGUGGAACCUAUGGCGAGAACUGUGAGAAACGAGCCCCAGACUUCACAUCCGAUGAAGUUGAUGGUGCCUGGAGUUGCUGGUCCCCAUGGAGUCCAUGUGAUGCUUCUUAUAAAAGAAGAAGGACCCGUGAAUGUAACAACCCUGCGCCCCAGAAUGGAGGGAAGCCUUGUAGAGGAGAGCAAGAGCAAGAAGAGGAAUGUUCUUUUUCAAUAUUUGAAAACAGGGGAGAUAUCUGCAUAAAUGAUGAUGAGGCCCUAAAAGAGGUGGACAUUGAUGAAGUUAAUCCUAAAUCUGGAUGUGUUAAACCUAUUCCUCCUGAAAAUGGAUUUCUCAGGAAUGAGAAGAGGCUGUAUUCUGUUGGAGAAGAAGUCGAAGUUGCCUGCAUGACGGGCUUCGAUCUUGUUGGCUAUCCAUACGUCAGGUGUUUACCUGACCAGACAUGGAGGCAAGAAGAUGUGGAAUGUCAAAGGGUAGGGUGCCUAAAGCCAUUCGUACAGGAAGGCUUUUCAAUCACCCCAUAUCGAAGUGUAUAUGACAUUGGAGAUACCAUCAAACUCACCUGCCCCCAUGGCUUUGUCAUUACUGGGCCACCAAAUUACACAUGUGGGAAAAAAUCUUGGGAGCCAGCUGUUUCAAGUUCACUCACUUGCACACGAGAUGUUCUGACCCACAUGAGCAAUUGUGGACCUGGACGUAAGUUAGUGGAAUCCCAAUGUGUUUGCAUGUCUCCAGAAGAUGACUGUAGUCAUUACUCAGAAGAUCUCUGUGUAUUCAAUUCAGACUCCAACCAUUACUUUACCAAACCCAGCUGCAAUUUUUUGGCAGAGAAAUGUUCAAAUACCCAGAAAUUACAUUUCUUAUCUGUUGGAUCCUGCCAGGAUGGACCUCAGUUGGAACAGGCCAUUGAAAGAAUAAAGCUUUCAUUUGAUAGCACAAAGAAGGAACCCUGUGGCUAUGACACAUGCUAUGAUUGGGAAAACUGUUCAGCCUCCACAUAUACAUGUGCCUGUCUGAUGCCCUACCAGUGCCCCAAGAGUGGAAAACAAGACUAUUGCAUCAGAAUAGGCUCUUCAAAGACUGAGAAAACAAUGAAUAGCUGUGUGCUGGGAGCACUAAAUUGUGCCCAAAAGAAGGUGGAAAUAGUGCAUCGUGGACGAUGUAUUGCCUGAUGGCCUGAGGCAAAAAAAAAAAAACAGCACUCAAGAAAA